UUGCAUGUCGGUAUAACAAUUAAACACUUGAGAAUUUGUGUUAGAAACUUAUCCUACCGUAAACAAAUACAAAAUAUAAAAAAGUGAAUUUUUAUACAGAAAUUUAAGUUGUAACAAGGAGCUAGAUCAUGUAUUAAAUUUAUUUUAUGUUAUAUUGUGAAAUAUAAGGCUUGCCAGCACGAAAUAUAUGAAAAGGCCAUGACGUCCUUGAUACUUACCCAAUUACAUUUGUCGGAGGUGAAACAAGACAUAAUUGUGGACUUUGACUUAAUAUCCGGUGAAAACCUGAUAGCAUUACAAUGUUCCAGUAAUCAGCUUAUAAUAUUGGAUCUUUUAGAUUUAUCAACAGAGUUAACUGAUUUGCCAUAUAAUUUAUAUUACGUUAAAAUUCCACAAACUUAUAACUUGGAAUCAUUAAAGAAAAACGAUUUGAAACAAGCUUAUAAUGACUCGACUUUAUUGGAACAGCAUCGACGAGUAUUAGAGCCGACAUAUAUGGCACAUUUUUCUUGUGAACCUCCAAAAGUAAAUGCUUUGCAAUUUAAACGAGCACCACGGAAUACAGCGAUCGGAGAUUCACUUGCCGUUAUUGUAACUAAUAGUGGACUGUGUCGAAUAUUAAUAAAGAUGGCUGCUCCUAGUCGUCAUUGGAAUGAAAUAUGCAAUGUUAAUGAUUUAUUUUUUGAUGAAAAAUUAGCCUCAAAAAUCAAGGGCUUCACAGAAAGUCAUGCUAUUGACUGCUACAUAACUGCAGCUGCUUGGCAUAAAAAGGAACCGAUAUUAUUAGUAUCUUUCGAGAAUGGAUAUAUAGCAAUUAUUUUUUUCCAAGAUACAAAAAGUGCUAAUGUAAAAGAUAUUUGUAUAACAAGAACAACACUUAAAAAAAUAUAUGAUAUACAUCUAUUUGAUCAUUUUUUGCUUAUUAGUACUAGAGAUGGUAUUUUGAAAUUAUUUUCAGUAAAUCUAAUUAAUGAUAUGCCUAUUAUAACUCCAUUGGAAGAUUUAUGGAGUAAAAAAGAUAAUAUAGUUUGCAGCAAAGUACUUGUAAAUAAGUUUUCUGCCAGUAUAUAUCUGGUCGUUUUUAAUAAAGGUCCUAAUAUAAUCCUGUAUUCGUUCAAUACUAAAGGUGAAGUUAUGCACUGUAAAGAGCUGUAUAUUGGUGGGAUAAAAGUAACAGGAAUCCAAUUCAUAUCUUCCUCUGAUUUUAUCGUCACUACCAUCACGAAUGAUGUGAGUUAUUUUCAAAUAAACUUUGUGGAUCAAAGGGAAUUUGAAAUAAUUGAACAUAGUAUUGAGACCAAUUUGAAGACCUCGAACGUAGGAAUUCUGGGUACAAUUCCAUCACUAAAUACAAAUAUAUUGACCUUUAUAUUAUUUCGUAACGGAGAAUAUACACAACAAUGUAAAUAUAUGCAUAAUAGUAUAUUUAUAAAUAUUGUAAAAUUGCAAAGACUCGGCGACCGAAAGCUAUUAGCAAUGCCUAGCAAACAUGUAAUUAAUCCAUGUAACGAUAAUGCAACUAUCUUGGGAAUGGAUAUAUUUAAUAAUAUGGAAUAUGACAAUUACUGCCCUCUUUCGGAUAUCAUAAAUACUCAGUUACCUGCCGUUUUGAAUGACUCCUUUUUACUUCAACUUCAAACAAAAUUUGUGUUUGUUUCGAAUUUCCUAAGUUAUCAAAGGUUCAUGGCGAAAAAAAACCAGGACUCCACUGCAUUUUCACUAAAAUUUCUGUCACUUAGUAUUCAAAUAACUCACGUAAUAUGUCGGCUUAAGUACUUAUUUUCAUUAAAAUCUUCAGCUUUGAGUGAAUUUCAAAAAGAAUCCAUUCAUGUUUUUUUAAAGAUAUAUAUUGUUUUAAUUAGAAAAUUCAAAAAGCUGUUAUUGCACCAAAAUUUUGUAGAGCAAACAAAAGAACGAUUUUUGAAUUUUUUAACUAAAGAAUUUGAUGUGAAUACUAAGAACUGUAAAACGCAUAUUGAGUGGAAAGAAAAGUGUUUAUAUUGCAAGAACAUAAAUAACCCCGAAACUAUGAUGUGUGACCAAACUCAUAAAGUAAAACGGUGUUAUAUAUCAUACAGACAGCUGCCUAUCAUAUCAUCUCGUUACUGCCCUCGAUGUCAGUAUUACGUACUGGAAGACUUAUCAUUACUACAACAACUCUUCCCUGAAAACGAAGUAGUUAAAUGUAUAUUUUGUCAUUUUGUUUUUACGAAUGAUUGUAUUUGAAAAUACAAAGUAAUUACCCUGUACAUCCAAAAUAAUAAUAAACAAAAUGAUUGAAAAUUAA
Bactrocera tryoni is the source of this 2287-nucleotide messenger RNA. RefSeq lists its product as uncharacterized. The record is from RefSeq and is a predicted model, not a curated record. The coding region runs from base 199 to 2226 and encodes 675 amino acids. Gene Ontology annotation, molecular function: protein binding. Lineage: Eukaryota; Metazoa; Arthropoda; Insecta; Diptera; Tephritidae. The transcript has 5 exons.